AUGCCUAAAACCAAGCAGGAUGAUCCCGUUGCGGGGCAGAUCGAGCCCUCCUUUACCUGGGAGACACGAAUACCGCACACGGUGGUGCUGAUGCUCAAGUCCACGGAGGAAGACCUGAUUCUAAAGGCCUGCCAAUCGCUGUAUAAGUUCGCCCACGACGGUGACCUGAACCAGACACUGCUGAUCCAGUACGACAUCCUGGCACUGCUGUUGGACCAUCUGGAGAAUCCGAACCGGAACGUGCGCCGUAUGUCCGCGAUGACGCUGAGCGAGCUUUCCGGCAACAACACGGUGCAGUCCGCGCUGGUCUCGGCUGAGAACGUGGUGCGGCUGGUGCGCGUGCUGCGCCAGGACGACGACUGUGUUGUGGAUGAGGUGGCCAGCAGCGCACUGCUGCGACUAGCCUCUGACGCUGCCGGACGAUCCAUGCUGCUCUCCUGCGCCGCUGUCGACGCUCUGGUGAAGAGACUCACCUCACGCGACCCAGACGUGCUGAAGAACUGCUUGGACACGCUUCUCGUGCUGCUGGACAGCCCCGUGGCCGUGGAGUCGUUUGUCGACAGUCGCGGCGUUCCAAAUGCGCUGGAGCUGCUCGCCAGCGAGUACCCGGUGCUGCAGACACUGGCGCUGGCCGCCCUCCGGAAGGCGAUGCACUCGGCCGAUGGACGCGCCCGCGUGAGGGAAGUCGGAGGACUGGAGAAGCUGCUCUCGCUGCUGGAGAGCGCUGCUCUUGAGGACCUUCACUCGAGCGCGGUGGCGGUGCUAGAUGCCGCCAUCGCCGACCCGGAGAACAUCUUCGCCAUCCAUGAGACCGGAGGUCUGCAGAAGAUUCUGACCUUUGUGCAGACCACCACCGUGUCGGACGUGCUCGAGCAGUGCGCGUUCCUUCACGCCAAGAUGGCGGCGCACGCGGACGUGCGUGACAUCUUCCACGAGCUGUCGGCAGAGCCGGUGAUGGUGACCAGCCUGCUGGCCACCGGCCUCUCGGGUAGUCAGAACGGUGCCGCGCGCGCCAUCGGCCACAUGUGCCGCAAGCUGGAGUCGCAGGAGGAGCUGGUGCGCCUCGGCUCCGUCUCUAUCCUGCUCGGCAUGGUCUCCAGCCCAGAGACGUUCCAGUCCGCCGUGGUGGCUCUGGCGGCCGCCACUCGAAACCACCAACUCGCCUGUAGACAGAUCUGUCUGGGUGAUCACCUGGAGAGAUUGGUGGACCGGCUUGGUAUCCAGGAUGAGGAGACCGUCUCGCAUGUGGCGAUGGUGCUGAGGAACAUGUCUGAACAGGAGACGGUGCGACCGGUGGUGGCGGCCGGCAGCGCGCCGACCCGCCUCGUCGCCUGCCUCUCCGAAGAGAGCCCCGUCGUACUGGUAAGCGUUUGCGAUGCUCUGACCGUCCUCUGCCUCAACCAAGACGCUCGCACGCGCGUGGUGCGCCGGGGAGCUGCCGACCUCUUCAUGGACCUGCUGCAACAUGAUGAUGCAGACGUACGGGAUGCCUGUGUGCGCGCCAUCCAGGUGGUGGGCUGUGACUUCCGCUGCGCCGAGGAACUGUGCGCCGGCGGAGCGAUCGGCUCCCUGCGCCGGCUGCGAGCCACAGAGACGCUGCGCAUUGUCCUGGAGGUGAAUCUGUCAGCACUGUUCGCCGUCUUCGGUCGGCUGAGAACUCACCACAAGCUUUACGAUCUGUUCUUCGACUGUGGCCGGCAGGAGACGUGCGACUCGGUGCCGGAACUGAUAACUCUGCACGAGCAGCCGAUGAGUCACACGAGGAUCGUGUUUCUCCUGAACUCGGGAGUGUGUCCCUACAGGGGUGAGGAUCAGCCGCCGCCACCGCCGCAUGGAUGGAAGCCCGAUCAGGGAAACAGCAAACGAGAUCAGAAGGAGUCAUCACAAUCAAAGAGCAAAGAAGGAGAUGCAGCUGCUGAAAAGGGUAAUGGUGAUGUUGAUGAAAAAGAACAAAAGCUGAAAGGACGUGACAAUUCUGAAAAGAGUGGGGAGAAGAAACAAGAAAGUGCUGCAUCUGAUGCCUCUCCAAGAGCUUCAGGCAAAGACCACUCAUCUGGACAGACUAGCAGCAGCGGACCGUCCUCCCUCCCUGCCGCCGCCACUGCCGCGCCUUCAGACAGACCGGCGCCGGCUCAGCCAUCUCUGCCAGUGCCUGGGUUUGUUCCGCACGACCCCGAAGCCGCGCCCGUUCCCACCAGCUCCUGGCCGCCGGUCGACUAUCACCUGGCGGGGUACGUCGAGCACGCGCUGACCGUCAUCCGUCCCCUGGCCACGGACCGUGAGCAGAGCUCGGCUCUGGCGCGGCUCGUGGCCGCUCGGAUGGGCGGCUCCGUCCCCCGCGAGCAGCUCGGCACGUGGUCAGACGAGUUCCACCUCUGCCAGCUGAAGAGACGCGCCGGUGGGAACGUGGUGUUUGUCGGAGACGUGGAGCGCGCCGGGAUGCGCUGUCGAGCGCUGCUGUUCAAGUUCCUCGCGGACCAGAUCGGACUGCCGUGCUCGCUGCACCGCGGAGCCGGCGGCCGCCACUGGAACACGGUCCUGCUGCGGGGGGAGCGAGAGACGGCCAUGCUCGGACCCUACCUGGACACUGUGGUCGAUGUGAUGCACGAGCCCGGCCGACUGCUGCCCGCCGACUCGGCAGAUGCGGUCGAGUACACGCGUGGCUUCGAGUCACAUUAG
Messenger RNA from Amphibalanus amphitrite, 2679 nucleotides. Its product is annotated as armadillo repeat-containing protein 3-like. Bases 1 to 2679 code for a protein of 892 amino acids. Lineage: Eukaryota; Metazoa; Arthropoda; Thecostraca; Balanomorpha; Balanidae. The transcript has a single exon. Gene Ontology annotation, molecular function: protein binding. The record is from RefSeq and is a predicted model, not a curated record.